Rhinopithecus roxellana (golden snub-nosed monkey) is the source of this 2923-nucleotide messenger RNA. It is a transcript of the gene MAN1B1, whose product is annotated as mannosidase alpha class 1B member 1. The transcript has 14 exons. Gene Ontology annotation, molecular function: mannosyl-oligosaccharide 1,2-alpha-mannosidase activity; calcium ion binding. Gene Ontology annotation, biological process: carbohydrate metabolic process; N-glycan processing. Gene Ontology annotation, cellular component: endoplasmic reticulum; membrane. The record is from RefSeq and is a predicted model, not a curated record. Bases 151 to 2337 code for a protein of 728 amino acids. NCBI's taxonomy places the organism in Eukaryota, Metazoa, Chordata, Mammalia, Primates, Cercopithecidae.
GUUCUCUGACGCAGCCGCCGUAGAACGCGUAGAACGCAGUCCCGUACGCUGGAACGUGCGGAGACAGGCGCAGGCGCAGAGGCCUCAUAGAGACGUGGCGCAUGCGCAGUCGUGUAUCCGUGCGAUGGACGGGCUGUUGACGGCGGUGCAAUGGCUGCCUGCGAGGGCCGGAGAAGCGGAGCUCUCGGUUCCUCUCAGUCGGACUUCCUGACGCCGCCAGUGGGCGGGGCCCCUUGGGCUGUAGCCACCACCGUAGUCAUGUACCCACCGCCGCCGCCGCCACCUCAUCGGGACUUCAUCUCGGUGACGCUGAGCUUUGGCGAGAGCUAUGACAACAGCAAGAGUUGGCGGCGGCGCUCGUGCUGGAGGAAAUGGAAGCAACUGUCAAGAUUGCAGCGGAAUAUGAUUCUCUUCCUCCUUGCCUUUCUGAUUUUCUGUGGACUGCUCUUCUACAUCAACUUGGCUGACCAUUGGAAAGCUCUGGCUUUCAGGCUAGAGGAAGAGCAGAAGAUGAGGCCAGAAAUUGCUGGGUUGAAACCAGCAAAUCCACCCGUCUUACCAGCUCCUCAGAAGGCAGACACCGACCCUGAGGACUUCCCAGAGAUUUCAUCGCAGAAGUCACAAAGACACGUCCAGCGGGGACCACCUCACCUGCAGAUUAGACCCCCCAGCCAAGACCUGCAGGACGGGACCCAGGAGGAGGCCAUGAAAAGGGAAGACGUCCCUGUGGACCCCCGCCCGGAAGGAGAUCCGCAGAGGACGGUUAUCAGCUGGAGGGGAGCGGUGAUCGAGCCUGAGCAGGGCACCGAGCUCCCUUCAAGAAAAGCAGAAGUGCCCACCAAGCCUCCCCUGCCACCGGCCAGGACACAGGGCACACCAGCGCAUCCAAACUAUCGCCAAAAGGGCGUGAUUGACGUCUUCCUGCACGCAUGGAAAGGAUACCGCAAGUUUGCGUGGGGCCACGACGAGCUGAAGCCUGUGUCCAGGUCCUUCAGCGAGUGGUUUGGCCUUGGGCUCACGCUGAUCGACGCACUGGACACCAUGUGGAUCUUGGGUCUGAGGAAAGAAUUUGAGGAAGCCAGGAAGUGGGUGUCGAAGAAGUUACACUUUGAAAAGGACGUGGACGUCAACCUGUUUGAGAGCACGAUCCGCAUCCUGGGGGGGCUCCUGAGUGCCUACCACCUGUCUGGGGACAGCCUCUUCCUGAGGAAAGCUGAGGAUUUUGGAAAUCGGCUAAUGCCUGCCUUCAGGACACCAUCCAAGAUUCCUUACUCGGAUGUGAACAUCGGCACUGGAGUUGCGCACCCGCCACGGUGGACCUCCGACAGCACGGUGGCCGAGGUGACCAGCAUUCAGCUGGAGUUCCGGGAGCUCUCCCGCCUCACAGGGGCUAAGAAGUUUCAGAUGCUGUCCCUUCGAGUAAGGGAUGAGAGCCAUCCUGAAGACGGGUCAGCUCUGUGGCGACCGCCCGUCGGGAGCAGUGACAUUCAGGAGGCCGUGGAGAAGGUGACGCAGCACAUCCACGGCCUGUCUGGGAAGAAGGACGGGCUAGUGCCCAUGUUCAUCAAUACCCACAGCGGCCUCUUCACCCACCUGGGCGUGUUCACGCUGGGCGCCAGGGCCGACAGCUACUAUGAGUACCUGCUGAAGCAGUGGAUCCAGGGCGGGAAGCAGGAGACACAGUUGCUGGAGGACUACGUGGAAGCCAUCGAGGGGGUCAGGACACACCUGCUGCGGCGCUCUGAGCCCAGUAAGCUCACCUUCGUGGGGGAACUUGCCCACGGCCGCUUCAGUGCCAAGAUGGACCACCUGGUGUGCUUCCUGCCAGGGACGCUGGCUCUGGGUGUCUACCACGGCCUGCCUGCCAGCCACAUGGAGCUGGCCCGGGAGCUCAUGGAGACUUGUUAUCAGAUGAACCGGCAGAUGGAGACGGGGCUGAGUCCCGAGAUCGUGCACUUCAACCUUUAUCCCCAGCCGGGCCGUCGGGACGUGGAGGUCAAGCCGGCAGACAGGCACAACCUGCUGCGGCCAGAGACCGUGGAGAGCCUCUUCUACCUGUACCGCGUCACAGGGGACCGCAAGUACCAGGACUGGGGCUGGGAGAUUCUGCAGAGCUUCAGCCGGUUCACGCGGGUCCCCUCGGGCGGCUAUUCUUCCAUCAACAACGUCCAGGAUCCUCAGAAGCCCGAGCCCAGGGACAAGAUGGAGAGCUUCUUCCUGGGGGAGACUCUCAAGUAUCUGUUCUUGCUCUUCUCUGACGACCCAAACCUGCUCAGCCUGGAUGCCUACGUGUUCAACACCGAAGCCCACCCUCUGCCUAUCUGGAGCCCUGCCUAGGGGACGGCUGCUGGCGGAGGGACUUCGGGUGGGCGGAGGCGCCUUACUGGGUCUGUGGCAUUUUCCAAAGGCCCGCGUGGUGCCGGCAACCGCUGAGUGGCCCGGGCUCCGAACUGGCUCUGGGCUCCCCUCGUCUCUGCUUUCAUCAGGACACCGUGAGGCCGAGGGAGAGCCGCCGUCUUUGUGUGGGGCGGGGUGGGCCGGGCCACUGGAGCCUCUGCCUGCGUCCUCCAGAAAACAUGAAUCAUGACUCACGAUUACUGAAGCCUGAGCAGGUCUCUGGGCCGACCACAGUGGGCUUCGAGGUGGUCCCUGGUACUGUGGUGACCGAGUGGACAGCCCAGGGUGCAGCUCUGCCCAGGCUCGUGAAGCCUCAGAUGUCCCCAACCCAAGGGUCUGCAGGGGCUGCUGUGACCCCACAGGCCCGAGGCUCCAGGGCUGGCUCUGGUGUUUACAAGCUGGACUCAGGGAUCCUCCUGGCCGCCCCACAGCGGGCUUGGAGGGCUGGACGGCAAGUCCAUCUGGCUCACAGGCCCCUCCAGUGGAAUGGGUCUUUUUGGUGGAGAUAAAAGUUGAUUUGCUGUAA